Molecule: messenger RNA, 1334 nt
Organism: Rattus norvegicus (Norway rat)
Lineage: Eukaryota; Metazoa; Chordata; Mammalia; Rodentia; Muridae
Gene: Adh4
Product: alcohol dehydrogenase 4 (class II), pi polypeptide
Exons: 9
Coding region: 45-1178 (377 amino acids)
Cellular component (GO): cytoplasm
Molecular function (GO): long-chain fatty aldehyde dehydrogenase (NAD+) activity; alcohol dehydrogenase (NAD+) activity; all-trans-retinol dehydrogenase (NAD+) activity
Source: RefSeq, marked provisional
GCCAGAGUCAGAAGGACACUUCCAAAGCAAGCUUCCCAAGGAAAAUGGGCACCCAGGGAAAGGUCAUUACAUGCAAGGCAGCCAUUGCCUGGAAAACUGACAGCCCCCUUUGCAUUGAAGAAAUUGAAGUUUCUCCUCCUAAGGCUCAUGAAGUUCGAAUUAAGGUAAUCGCCACAUGCGUGUGCCCUACUGACAUCAAUGCCACCAAUCCUAAGAAGAAAGCUCUCUUCCCAGUAGUCCUCGGCCAUGAGUGUGCAGGAAUUGUAGAAAGCGUUGGGCCAGGAGUGACCAACUUCAAACCAGGUGACAAAGUAAUCCCAUUCUUCGCACCACAGUGCAAAAAGUGCAAGCUCUGUCUGAGUCCUCUCACGAACCUCUGUGGGAAGCUCAGAAAUUUUAAAUACCCUACUAUUGAUCAAGAGCUCAUGGAAGACAGAACCAGCAGGUUUACCUGCAAAGGAAGAUCAAUUUACCACUUCAUGGGAGUCAGUUCCUUCUCUCAGUACACUGUGGUUUCAGAAGCCAAUCUUGCCCGAGUGGAUGAUGAGGCAAAUUUGGAGAGAGUGUGUCUGAUUGGAUGUGGGUUCACAUCAGGCUAUGGGGCUGCGAUCAACACUGCCAAGGUCACCCCUGGUUCCGCUUGUGCUGUCUUUGGCCUGGGGUGUGUAGGUCUUUCUGCUGUAAUUGGAUGUAAAAUAGCAGGUGCUUCCAGAAUCAUAGCUAUUGACAUCAACAGUGAGAAGUUCCCAAAAGCCAAGGCCCUGGGAGCCACUGACUGCCUUAAUCCCAGAGACCUAGACAAACCUGUCCAAGAUGUCAUCACUGAACUGACGGGUGGAGGUGUGGAUUUCUCCCUGGACUGUGCAGGAACAGCUCAGACCUUGAAAGCAGCUGUAGACUGCACCGUCGUAGGCUGGGGGUCAUGCACUGUGGUCGGAGCAAAGGUUGAUGAAAUGAAUAUAUCCACCGUGGACAUGAUAUUGGGCCGUUCUGUAAAGGGAACGUUCUUUGGUGGUUGGAAAAGUGUAGACUCUGUCCCAAACCUGGUUACUGACUACAAGAAUAAGAAAUUCGAUCUGGACUUACUGGUGACCCAUGCCCUACCUUUUGACAAAAUCAACGACGCGAUUGACCUGAUGAACCAAGGAAAAAGCAUCCGAACAAUCCUGACCUUUUGAAGACGCCAGGAGGAACUUGGAAUGUCAUCAGAUUGGAUCCAAGCUUGUCCAGAUGACUUCCCACUUCCCACGAUGAGCCAAGGAAAGCUAUGAGUUUAAGCAUGUGUUCACACUUCGUAUCAACACAAAUGAACUAUAAAUUAUAUAGUCACUCUU